Myxocyprinus asiaticus (Chinese sucker) is the source of this 1145-nucleotide messenger RNA. Its product is annotated as gamma-glutamylcyclotransferase-like. The transcript has 5 exons. NCBI's taxonomy places the organism in Eukaryota, Metazoa, Chordata, Actinopteri, Cypriniformes, Catostomidae. The record is from RefSeq and is a predicted model, not a curated record. Bases 181 to 945 code for a protein of 254 amino acids. Gene Ontology annotation, molecular function: gamma-glutamylcyclotransferase activity.
AAACAGACAGUGAAGCUAAAUUGAGCAUUUCAGUUCUUGGUUUCAAUCCUUUUCUAUUAAUUUUUUCUGUUUCGUGCUGAAAUAUAUUCUGCUACCGUUUCUAGAUAGCUGUCAUUUAGAAUAUGCAGCGUGUCAUCGCUGGAAAUUUACAUUUGAAACCAUUCAGUUUUACAUCUGAGCAUGCCAGAAAUGAGAUAUAAGAGAUUUAGAAUGGAGCUUCGGUCUAAACAGGCCAUUCGCUCUGCUGGCCUGCUGACUGUCAUUCCACAGCAGUUUUUCCCUCUUCCAUUUCCUCACCCUGUCCCUCCUCUUCUCAUCCUCAUCCUCAUCCUCAUCCUCCUAGUCCCUCUGCCCACUGAAGCCUCAGACAUGAAGAACAGAACAGAUCAGGAGAACGGAUCCACCUUCCUGUACUUCGCUUACGGCAGUAACCUGCUAAAAGAGCGACUGCAGCUAAAGAAUCCAUCAGCGACUAUUUACUGUGUGGCUAGACUCAAGGACUAUAAACUGGUGUUCGGGAACCACAAAGGCCUUUUGAGUCUGCGCUGGCAUGGAGGUGUUGCAACCAUUGAGCACAGUCCAGGUGAUGAGGUGUGGGGGGUGGUGUGGAGGAUGAAUAUGUCUGACCUUGAGUCUUUGGACAGUCAGGAAAACGUUAUGAUGGGCACAUAUAGUCCAACAGAGGUGUCCGUCUCUUCCAGUGGCCUGGAUCUCAACUGUCGGACAUAUAUCAUGAACAGCUGUGUGUAUGCACCACCUUCACCACAGUAUCUACAGGUUAUUGUGAUGGGAGCAGAACAGAAUGGGCUUCCAGAGGAGUACCAGGAGAAGCUCAAAUCAAUUGAAACCAACAAGUAUGAGGGAUCUCUACCUGUGAUGAAGGAGCUGGAGAAAGCCAUGAAAACAUCCAAAGAAAGGACCGAGGAGAUUCUAUCUGAUGAUUAGCAUCGGAUAGGUUCGCUCUCAUAAAUGGAGUCUAUGUGCAUCCUCAUUACCAUCUGUAUAGAAUGUACACCACAUCAAACUUCUCAAAAGGCUAGUUGUGUUGUUUACCCAGACAGCUGAUUAGAAAUGUUCAGUAUUCGUAAUGUAUCAUAGCAACAGCAAAAAUUAUAAUGCAUAAAACAUUUUCUUUUAAGCUUGAA